[Torrubiella] hemipterigena is the source of this 2381-nucleotide messenger RNA. NCBI's taxonomy places the organism in Eukaryota, Fungi, Ascomycota, Sordariomycetes, Hypocreales, Clavicipitaceae. The record is from the annotation of a GenBank genome assembly.
CGCCGAAUCAACGUCCACGUAUCUUGCAUACAGCUCUUCUCAACCCCACAGUCGUGACUCUUUUUUGUCAUCGACAUCGUGAGCCGUCCUUUGCCGUGCCAUCCGCGUCGCCUAAUCCGUGCUGGGACAGUGCUGCAAAUUUAUCUUGUUCAAUCUAACUUUGCAGAAACCUACUUGCACAAUUCAAUUUAGACGUGCCAGCUAAAAUUCGGGUAUGGAAUGGACCAGAAACGCCAACCGACAUCUCCAGUUCCUUCACUUCGCUCUCCCUUGACCAACGGCCAUCAUCAGCGGUAGUUCGACGCCCGCAGCAACCGGUCGAUCUCGAUAACACAUAAAUAACUAUAGACCGAAACGUUCAGUUAGUGUGCCACCAUGCAAAACUUGGAGGACAUCCCCGGCAGCCCUGGUUUGGCGGCUGUGAACAACGUUAGACAAGCAGCCAUUCUUGAUCGCCAUCUUCCCGAUGGGUUUUCUGCCGACCCCGAAGUCAGCUUAGCAACAGAACCGAUCGAGGUGGAAGUAGAGAGCCAGAUCACUCCCGAUGCUACACUCUCCAUGCUUGACGGAGAUGGGCCGUCGCCGUCGUUGACCGGCGCCCCGAGCGACGACAUGUCUACCGCCACAGAGGUGCAGGAGUCCUCGCUAAGACUGCAAGGAGGAGAUAUACACCGGGACAUGUUUAUGAUCAAGGCGCGCGCCGGCUCGCUGCGCCGAACUGCCACGUUCUCCCACCAGGCUUCCCCGUCGCUUCAGCCAGAGGAAGACCUGACUUAUGAAGAGCAGCGCGAGCCAGGCGGCUUCCGCAGAGCGCACAUCAUUCAACAAGCACGCCAGAGGCAAGACAGCGGACCUCAAGUGGUGGCUAGAAAUUUCGUGGAUUUCUUGGAACUCUACGGUAGCUUUGCUGGCGAAGAUCUGGAGGACACUGACGACUCCGAAGACGAGUCUGCCAUCAUCGACGACGAACCGCCCGAUGAGACUCGCCCGCUUAUUGCUCGGCCUCGCCUGGGUCGCCGCAAGAGCUCGCGGCGCCUCGCUAGAGAAGGCGAUGCCAGCACCACAAAGACCUUCUUCACGCUGAUCAAGGCUUUCAUUGGAACCGGCAUCAUGUUCCUGCCAAAGGCGUUCCGCAAUGGUGGUCUAUUGUUUUCUUCUGUGACGCUAGUAGUAGUCUCCAUCAUCAACUGCUGGUGCUUUCGUUUGCUGCUUGACUGUCGCCAGAAACACGGCGGCGGUUAUGGUGAACUCGGCGCCCUUAUCGUUGGCCCACGCUUUCGCAACUUAAUUCUCUUUUCUAUUGCCCUAUCUCAGCUGGGCUUUGUUUGCGCAGGCGUCAUCUUUACAGCUGAAAACCUGUACUCCUUUUUGGAUGCAGUAACAAAGGGCCACGAUAACCUCAAGAUUGGCGUACCAGCGCUAAUUGCUCUACAAAUGGUUCCGCUUGUACCACUGGCAUUGAUCCGCAAUGUGUCUAAGCUGGGACCUGUUGCGCUCGUUGCUGACGUCUUCAUCCUCGUCGGCCUUAUCUAUAUAUGGUAUUACGACUUCUUCAGCUUGGCUAGGCACGGAAUUCACCCUACUGUGAAGCUGUUCAACCCCUCCGACUUUACACUGACUGUUGGAUCUGCCAUUUUCACGUUUGAGGGCAUCGGAUUGAUCCUACCGAUCCAGUCAAGCAUGAAGAAGCCACACCAUUUCAGCGGCUUGCUGUACUUUGUCAUGUUCCUCAUCACAGUUAUUUUCACAUCGGUUGGUGCGCUCUGCUACGCCACGUUUGGUGAAGAGACAAAGAUUCAAAUCAUCUCCAACUAUCCUCAAGACUCGCCGGUCGUCAAUGCCGUACAGUUCCUAUACUCUCUUGCCGUCCUCGGAGGCGAGCCUGUCCAGCUUUUCCCGGCCGUUCGUAUUCUUGAAACCGCCUUGUUUGGGGAGCGCGCGACUGGCAAGAAGAGUCUCGCAAUCAAGUGGCAGAAGAACAUGCUGCGAACCGCGGUCAUGGGUGUCUGCAUUGCUAUUAGCAUCGUUGGUGCCAGUGAUUUGGACAAGUUCGUGGCACUGAUUGGCAGCUUUGCGUGCGUGCCGCUGGUCUAUAUCUAUCCUGCGUAUUUGCACUAUGUCGAUAUUGCCGAGACCAGAACGCAAAAGGGCCUGGAUAUUGGAUUGAUGAUUCUUGGCGUGGUGGCUAUGGUGUACACCACGGCGGUGACGCUGUACCAGUGGGUUGGAACUCCUAACUGAUGAUCAGAGCACCAGUCUCCACCUUGUUUUUUUGUUUAGCAUUUACCGAAAUCAUGUCAUUUAAUAUACGAGCAAUGUCUGAGUGUCGCCAUUCUGUAAAAAACUGUGCUUCGUCUCAAGUAUGCGAAAUCGGCGCGGGU